CUACUACGGUAGAUCGUAGCACCCGCCCUAUGGAUUGGCAUUGCGAUGAGAAACUCGUCUCAAGGGCUAAUCCACAACGCUAUUGACUAUUGACAUCAUCUCACCAACGGAUCAUUUUUCACUUACUUCAGGUGAAAGGACUAACAUUCUCUCGAUACAUAAAGGGAGAAGAGGAGAAACUGAGUCAUACACUCAUAACUUCUAGCAAUCAAGUGGAGCUAGCAGAGCUGUGACUCAGGUGACUGGCUCAGGUCAGGAAUGGUGGAUAACUUGCCGGUAGGAGAGGAGACCUUCCUGUAUUACGCCAGCUUUCCUGCAGAACAUCACGAAUCGGACAUGGUGAUAGACACAGGUGUCUACCAGGCGGUGCCCUCCCCGUUCUCAGAGGACGACCUGAGUGACUCGUCCAGCCCUUGCUCCUGCUCCAGCCCUGAGUCCCAGGUGCUGGGUUCCAGCUAUGGCAGCAGCUCCAGUGGAGAGAGCCAGGAUGGUCUCCUCGACUUCCUGCUCUCCCAGGCCACCCUUGGAAGUGGAGUUACUCCCACUCUAUCUCCCUCAGCACCACCCAUCCUCCCCAGGGGUCUAGCAUGGGAGUCGAAGACGGACCGCCUGUUUCAGCCAACCAAAGAGGAGUGCUUUGAGUUCCCUGUGUUCCCAGUGGACCUGGAGGAUCAUGUGGGGCUGCUGUUUCAGCCCACCCUAGAGGAGAUAGAGGAGUUCCUGGAGGAGAAUAUGGAGGUGGUAACGUUGAAGAAGGAGGCUAGUGAGGGAGGGAUGUUGGAUGUAGACAGUCAGGUGACAGGGUUAGAACCUGGGCUAGAGCAGUCAGUACCUGUUGCCAGGGCUACUGUCCCCACCACAGUGACCAAAUACACAGCAACAUCCACAAUAACACAUUCCAACAGUUGUAGUGGGAUUAAACAGGAGGAACCUGCUGAAACACCAGCCUCAGGGGAGGGGUCUGGCUUGACGCCUGUCAUCUUGCAGAUUCAACCAAUCCAGAUUAAGCAAGAGCCCAGCCCAGGUGUGAUACCAACACCAGUACCACCGCAGUCCACCCUGCCCUCCUCAGACAUAAAAAUCGCCCAGCUCCUGGUCAACAUCCAGGGCCAGACGUUUGCCCUGGUGCCCCAGCUGGUGUCUCCAGCUAAUCUCAAUGGUACGUCUUCCAAAUUUGUGCGCAUCGCGCCCGUACCCAUCGCCGCCAAGCCCCUGGGUCUCAGGGAGGGUGGACUUGCAGGUGGCCAGGCUGCAGGGAUCCUGGUGGGAGGACAGAAGUUCCAGAAGAGCUCGGUUACGGACCUUAUAAAAAUGCAUAAGUGCACUUUCCCUGGCUGUGCCAAGAUGUACACCAAGAGCAGCCACCUGAAGGCCCACCUGAGGAGGCACACGGGGGAAAAGCCCUUCGCCUGCACCUGGCCUGGCUGUGGAUGGAGGUUCUCGAGGUCAGACGAACUCUCCAGACACCGGCGCUCUCACUCUGGAGUGAAGCCUUAUCAGUGUCCCAUCUGCGAGAAGAAGUUUGCCCGCAGCGAUCAUCUGUCCAAACACAUCAAAGUCCACCGCUUUCCAAGAAACAGCAGGACAGUGCGAUCCACAAACUGAGCACAUUGACCUCCAGGUCCUGCUAGGCUGAGGCCACGCCACAGGACACAUGGAGAGACAGAGAGAGAAUGUUUGUGAGAGAGAGAGUGAAUGAAUGUGGGAGAUUGCUAAUAGCAGAGGGGACAAUGGGACGGAAUUAAUGUAGGAGAUUGCUAAUAGCAGAGGGGACAGUGGGACAGAUAGAAUGAAUGUGGGAGAUUGCUAAUAGCAGAGGGGACAGUGGGACAGACAGAAUUAAUGUGGGAGAUUGCUAAUAGCAGAGGGGACAGUGGGACGGAAUUAAUGUAGGAGAUUGCUAAUAGCAGAGGGGACAGUGGGACAGACAGAAUGAAUGUGGGAGAUUGCUAAUAGCAGAGGGGACAGUGGGACAGACAGAAUUAAUGUGGGAGAUUGCUAAUAGCAGAGGGGACAGUGGGACAGACAGAAUGAAUGUGGGAGAUUGCUAAUAGCAGAGGGGACAGUGGGACAGACACAAUUAAUGUAGGAGAUUGCUAAUAGCAGAGGGGACAGUGGAACAGACAAAAUGAAUGUGGGAGAUUGCUAAUAGCAGAGGGGACAGUGGGACAGGCAGAAUGAACUUUCAAACAAAAGUUAAGGGAGAGAGUGUUUGAAUGUUUUGUUUGUUUUUGUGUGUGUGUGUGUGUGUGUGACGCACGUUGGUGGUACUGUGAUAAUUUAUUGAGUAAUGCAGAGACUCAAAAGAGAAAACAUUUUGAAAAAACAAGAACUGUUACAUAACAUGACAUCUUCACUGGUGCAUGAUGGGAAGUUCAGUGCUUUAGCGGGAUUUACACUUAAAGCAAUGUUCCCGCGUUCGCGGAUACUGCAUUCACAGUAAACACUGCAUAUGCCGGCUCAAUCGGAAAUUACUUUUAAAUUGCAAUGUCGCUAUAGCGCUGAACUUCAGCAGCACAGAUUGAAUCGAGUCCUAAGUUUCUUGUAAAUAGCUUUUCUUAAUUUUUGUAGGGUUUUUUUUUUCAUAAAAAUGUUUAAGAUACGAUUUGAGAAUAUAAAAGAGGUUUUGUUAUGCAAAGUAUUUUUACACUUUGAGGUUUGAAUUAAUUGUUGUUGAUGUACCUGCCUAUCAUUAACGCAUCAACAUUCCUUCUGCUGUAUAUAGAAAUGAUCUUCUCAACACCGAGGGAGUUUUUACUAUGUACCUCUUCAAACCCAAAAAUGACAGGUUGUAUUCAAACGUUCAUGUUGAACUACUGAUCAUGAUCAGAAUCAUGCCAUUAUAAGCUACCGGCAACAUGUGGAGGCUGUCUCCUAUUUUCAGUACAGGAGCAAUAUGACGACUCGUGCCUGGUAAAGGCUGGAUCAGCUAACAGUGAACAGCCAACUGCAAUACAACGAGGUGCAGCAAAAAAAUAUUUGAUAUUUUAUGGUGUGUUGUUUAUAUGUGAACCGACUGGCUUUCUGAUCACUAUUGAAGAACUUUUCCUUUUGUAUAUUUGUAUACAUUAGCUGGAGGAGCUGUUAUUGUCAUUUUCUUUCAUUUUGUGUUAUGUCAUUGGCGCUUAAAGCUGGCCUUCUCUGGGGCCAAUAUGUCAACUGAGUAGGCCUACGUAGUAUCUGUUUGAAUAUAAUGAUAACACUUAACCCGUUGGUGACUGUAUUAAAUCUUCAUAGCACAUAAGCAUUGAAUGCCUAGCCUGCCAUGUUGUAUACACCGUGUGGAUGUCAGUGACAGUCAAUCAAUGUACAGUUGCAAACAGUGCUGGUAGGAGCUACAGUAUGAAGGACUCAAACCAUACACUUCAAUGUCAGUCUAAUCAAUGCUUUCAGUAAAAUAGUUGAACUAUAUUUUUUAGGGAUUCUUGAAAAACUGCAGCUACAGUAGCUUGAGGUAAGUCUCCUCGAUAUCAACACAAUCGUCUGCCUCGUGUCAUCAAUGCAUGUUGAUGAAGCACCCUACAGUGUUUCAGAAGUGACCUCUGUUUCAAACUGGAACCCCCAAAAGCCUUUUUAGCAGACACACAGCAGUGCCAACCUAGCCAAGCUUCCUGGGCUAUUACAUUUCAUCUGGAGGAGCUGGAAUUGCAUGGUGCUAUAUUCGGGCGGCAGGGAGCCUAGUGGUUAGAGCAUUGGACUAGUAACCGGAAGGUUGCAAGAUCAAAUCCCUGAGCUGACAAGGUAAAAAUCUGUUGUUCUGCCCCUGAACAACCCACUGUUCCUAGGCCGUCGUUGAAAAUAAGAAUUGGUUCUUAACUGACUUGCCUAGUUAAAUAAAAAUAAAUGUAGUUACCUCCUCUGGAACAUGUGAAGAAGUAAAUGGUGGUAGAAAUCUUAGCCUCCAUACACAAGUUCUACAGUCACCUUCCUGAUCUACAGAUGACAUCACAGGAAGACACACGAUUGGUUUAGUGAAAUACAGUACUCAAAUACUGUAAGGUUUAGGAAUGUUUUUAUUUUCAUAAUGCUUUCUUUUCCCUGUACGAAACUGCACUGUCUAUGAUGGCCAUGUCCUUUCUGUGUUAACGUCUGAACCUGAGGGGUCUAGAGAGGGCAGUAAAACUUAUACUGUAGCAAUGCAUUCCUUCAAUCCCAUUUUAAAUGUUUUUAAAAACAGGUUAUUUUAACCCAUGAAUGUAUGUAAAUACUGCAACUACACCUAAAAGGAACGGAAAUAUUAUUGUAAUUAUUUCUGUGAUUGCGUACAAUUCUAGUGCAUGUGUAUAUAAUGACAAUUCAUUAUAUGUUGUUAUAAAUAUUAUAUACUAUUAUAAAUAUUAUAUAUUUUUCUUUGUUCUACAUACGAUGCAUUUACAAAUUAAACAAAUCCAAAAGAUGGA
Messenger RNA from Oncorhynchus nerka (sockeye salmon), 4400 nucleotides. Its product is annotated as Krueppel-like factor 15. The transcript is spliced from 3 exons. Gene Ontology annotation, molecular function: DNA-binding transcription factor activity, RNA polymerase II-specific; RNA polymerase II cis-regulatory region sequence-specific DNA binding. Gene Ontology annotation, biological process: regulation of transcription by RNA polymerase II. Bases 259 to 1605 code for a protein of 448 amino acids. The record is from RefSeq and is a predicted model, not a curated record. NCBI's taxonomy places the organism in Eukaryota, Metazoa, Chordata, Actinopteri, Salmoniformes, Salmonidae.